Messenger RNA from Plasmodium knowlesi strain H, 1734 nucleotides. RefSeq names its product conserved protein, unknown function. The transcript has a single exon. The record is from RefSeq and is a predicted model, not a curated record. Lineage: Eukaryota; Apicomplexa; Aconoidasida; Haemosporida; Plasmodiidae. The coding region runs from base 1 to 1734 and encodes 577 amino acids.
AUGGCCGGGCUUCCAUUAAGAGUAGGGAGGAGCCUGAAAAUCCGAAGAGGGCAGUUCCCCAAUUCACGCAGCUUGAGCUCGUGCAGCAAGGGUGAAGCAUAUCAGCGGAAUGGCAUAAAUGUGCAGCACACAUACCGGGAGAGUGACGUGUACAGGCAGUACGAUCACCUUCUGAACAUAGGAAGGAAAACCCCAGAACAGGUAAUAAAACUGUUGACCGAUAUAAGUAGGGAGAGGAAGUGUGACGCAGAAGUGGUGAAGACGAUUACCAAUCAUCUGUACGAUUUUUGUGAAGACUUUUUUCCACCUCAGUUGGUUAAAAUAUUAGAAAUCUACGCCAAGUUAAAAUACUCAAAUGAAACCUUACUUGGAGUUGUCUGCAACAGAGUGAAUGACCUAAUCAAUAUCAGGUCUUGUCUAAGGGUAAAAAUAAUGACAAACAUUUACAAGCAAUUAAAUCUCCACCACCCUGUUGUCAAAUCACCACUUAUAUCUCAGCUGAAUAGAAACAUAAAUGAUUACAAAAAUGAGUUGGUUUCUAUAGUUAAAAAUAUAUCGUACCUGUAUGUAGAUGCAGAUACCUCUGCCAAUAUUAUAAACAGAAUUUUAACCAAUUACGAUUAUUACGAUAAAGAUGGGUUCACAAUACUUGAGGCGUGCAGUAGGUUGGAUGACCCCCAUGAAGUACUGAUUGAGUUGGUGAACAGGAAAGUGAAGGAAUUACAUACCAAUGGCAACAGUUGCAGGUUCAAAGAUUUUGUAAAAUUUUUAAGUGCAUAUAGAAGACUAGGGUUAAAGGAGAACACAUAUAUACAUACCCAGUUUGAGAAAAAAAUUAAUAACAUCAAAUUGUUGCCUCCAGAAAAUAUCUCCUAUGUGCUACUCUUAUUGUUAUCGUCCAAAAUUAGACAUGAAGGAUUAUUCGACUUGGUUAUCAUCAAUAUAGAAAAUUUCGUGAACAAUAAAAAUGAGCAGUUAUCUUUGGAAGAGAAAAAUUUGUAUGCCAUCCCCCAGGGGAAGAAGUGUGAUGGGGAAAACUCACACAAGGAGCAUACCCGGCGCAACACUUACAAUCCAUAUAUUCUUCACUUCUUGCCUUUCCACCUGCUAUUACUAACGCUCCUAAAUUAUGGGGAGAAAAGUACACUUAAGCAUCUGCUAAAUCUUUGUGUCCUCGAUUACCUACAUUUGUACGAUACAUCAUCUUUAAUUAAGCUUCUGCAUGUGUGCACACUCCUUUCCAUGGACGGAGAAGAGACAAAUAAAAAAGCACACAUACAUGAGCUGGAAGAAACUGCACAGGAAAUUUUCUUGGCCCUUCAGCAUGUGUAUAAAAGCGCCACAAUCAAUGAAAUGAAAAUCUUAUACGACUGUUUUUUAUAUCACCAAAAGCUUGUCGAAAAAAAUUCCAAGUUGGUCAAGUUACACGAUGAGCUGUUGCACACAGAAUGCCUAUCCCUUUUACCAUCCUCUUAUGAUAAUUUAAAUUUUGAAAAUUUAAAAAUAAUCAGGUGUGCUAGUUCGUCUUACUUGCAGGAGAAAAUUAAUAAUAAAAUUUAUUUUUACCUCAACAGGAAUGAUUUUUUUUCCUCUGAUGAGUGCGGAUACGAGAACUUGUUACUUAGCGUAAAGUUGCGUGCGAACAUUUUGCGCAAAAAGUAUGAGGGGAUCCACACUGUGGAAAUGGUCUACCCUGGGGUAGCAACAGAGAGUGGACACAUAUCUCAAGGGUAA